This is a messenger RNA of Wickerhamiella sorbophila, 1065 nucleotides long. Its product is annotated as Aspartate-semialdehyde dehydrogenase. Lineage: Eukaryota; Fungi; Ascomycota; Dipodascomycetes; Dipodascales; Trichomonascaceae. Gene Ontology annotation, molecular function: NADP binding; NAD binding; aspartate-semialdehyde dehydrogenase (NADP+) activity. The transcript has a single exon. The record is from RefSeq and is a predicted model, not a curated record. Gene Ontology annotation, biological process: L-threonine biosynthetic process. Bases 1 to 1065 code for a protein of 354 amino acids.
AUGGCGAUCAAGGCAGGAGUGUUAGGAGCUACUGGCUCGGUUGGCCAGCGGUUUAUUUUGUUACUUGAAGAGAACCCAGAGUUCGAGCUAGUGGCAUUGGGUGCCUCGAAGCGGUCUUCUGGCCGCGCCUACGGUGACGUUGUCGCCUGGAAGCAGACCAAGCCGAUUCCGGCGCAGAGCUCCGGCCUGACGGUGCACGAGUGCAGUGCCGUGCACUUUACUUCCUGCGACGUUGUUUUCAGUGGUCUGGACAGUGAUGUUGCCGGUGACAUCGAGGAGGAGUUUGUCAACCACGGAAUCAAUGUUAUUUCCAACGCCAAAAACUACCGCCAACACCCGCAGGUGCCUCUAGUGGUGCCCACGGCGAACCCCGAGCACCUCGACCAUCUUGCCAACCACGACAAGUCCAAGGGCAUCCACAUCUGUAUUUCUAAUUGUUCCACUGCUGGCCUGGUUGUUCCGCUAAAGGCGCUGCAAGAAAAGUUCGGUCCCAUCUCCCACAUGAUGGUCACCACUAUGCAAGCCGUUUCAGGUGCUGGGUUCAGUCCUGGCGUUAGCAGCAUGGACGUCCUGGACAAUUUGGUUCCAUAUAUUGGCAGCGAGGAGGACAAGCUCGAGAUGGAGCCCCGCAAGAUUCUGGGCGACGUCGAUGCGUCUACCGGCACGUUCCUGCAUAUCCCCCAGGAUGAGUUCAAGAUCUCGGCCACCACUACGCGAGUUGCUGUUAUCGAUGGCCACACUGCCUCUGUGUCCAUCAAGUUUGCCAAGAAUAAGCCCUCCAAGGAGGAGAUCAUUGCGACAUGGCGGGAGUACCAGAGCCAGUGCGAGCUUCUCAAGUGCAAAUCGGCGCCCGAGCAUGCAAUUGUUUACUUGGAUCAACCCGAUCGCCCCCAACCACGCCUGGAUCGCGACACAGGCAACGGUUACACUGUGUCCUGCGGCCGGCUACGUGACGACGAGGUUCUCGAUUACAAGUUUGUUUGUCUGUCGCACAACACAGUUCUCGGCGCCGCUGGCUCGGGCAUUCUCAUUGCAGAACUUCUUAAAGCCAAAAACAUCAUCUAA